UUUCGAAUUCUAAAUACAAUACAUUCGUUGGUGCAGUUCUUUAAUUCUUGAUUCAUAUACUUCUAAGCAUCACAGUGGCGUCGCGAUGGAACUUGUAAUGGAACAGCUAGAUAUUCAUUCUACUUCUGAAGCUUUUGAAGAUUAUUUGGAAAGGUUUGAAAUCUGGAGUAUGACCAGGAAAGAUGUCAAAGAUGAUAAAAUUGUGGCUCAUUUCCUAACAUUCAUCGGAAAAGAAGCGUACAGCUUAUUGAAAACCUUGGCAUAUCCAGAAAAACCUAUUUCACUUCCCUAUGCAAUGCUAAAGGAGUUAUUAUUGAAUCAUGUAAAGUGCCCUGGUUUUGAAUGCCGUGAAAGAGCGAAAUUUCAUAAGAUGAUUCGUCAAAAUGACCAAAAUGUUAAGGAAUUCAUUCUUGAAUUGCAGAAACAGGCUGUCAAAUGUAAUUUUGGUGAUCAACUUCAUGUGCAGCUGAGAGACCGAUUAAUUGCAGGAAUUAACAUACCUAGUUUGGAAAGAGAGCUGUUAAGAAUGUCAAACUGUUCCUUUCAAGAUGUUAGAACUGCGUGCAUUAACUACGAGGCGUUGAAUGAACUUGAUAUUCAGUCGAUGAAGAUUUCCAAUACUUUGAUUAGUUGUCAUGAUGAAAAGCAAUCUCAGGGUCAAUCAAAAUUGUGUUCGUUUAACAGAGGUUCCUAUUCUCGUGUAAAAAUGAACGGUGUCUCAAAAAAGAAUUACAAAGGAAAUCAAAAAGGUAAUGCUCAUAUUCAAAAGCGACUAUAUACAUCGCUUGGUUCAUUUCAUGACUUUAUUGUGGACACAGGCAGUAUAGAGUCCAUUAUUUCAUUCAAGAACUUGAAAUCGUUAGAUCCGAACGUUGUGAUACGACCCACUGAAGUAUCAAUAUUGGGGAUUACUGGACACAAACUGCCUAUACGAGGAUGUUGUGAAUUGCUAAUAAGAGAUGAUAAUUCCUCAUACAUACCUUGUGAAUUUUUAGUUAGUGAAACAGGACUCUCAAUACUGGGUUUAAAGAAUUUGAAAAGACUUAAAGUGGAGUUGUCUUUCCUAGUUUCUAAAGAAAAUUCUGAUGCUUUACUUAAAGAUUUGAUAGCCACGUGUGCUAAGUGCAGUGGAGGUAUGAAAAUCCAGCCUAUAAAACUUCAAGUACAGGGUGAACCAGUCUUUCUCAAAAGACGAAUAAUUCCUUACGGUCUUCGAGAUGCAGUGCAUAAGACUUUGAAUGAUUUGUGUACAAAAGGUGUAAUUGAACCUGUUCAGUCUUCAGCAUGGGGUACUCCUAUUGUUACGCCACUGAAAUCGGAUGGCAAGACUCCUAGGAUAUGUGGUGACUAUAGACUAACCUUGAACUCCCGUUUAUUGAAGCAGACAUGCACUACAGUAGAGGCUGAAGAUAUCCUAAAUCGACUUCAUGGUUCUAAAGUGUUCUCGAAAGUUGACCUAAAAGAUGCUUAUCUUCAAAUCCCUUUAGAUCAAUCCUCAUCUAUUUUGACGACAAUUAAUACUCCUUUUGGUCUGUUUAAAUACAAUUUCCUUCCAUUUGGGCUAAGUUGUUCUCCAGCCAUAUUCCAGGAAGUUAUGAAUAAGGUGGUUAGUGAUCUUGAAGGUGUUGAAGUUUAUCAAGAUGAUCUGAUUGUUCAUGGUGCUGAUAAGGGAGCUCAUGACCAGAGACUUAUUGCCUUAUUGCGUCGUUUAAUUGAGAAGAAUAUUACAGUAAAUCCAAAUAAGUGUUCAUUUAGUGUAUCUAGUUUUGAAUGUCUUGGAUACCUAGUUGAUGGUAAUGGUUUUAGACCAGAUAUGAAACGACUAGCUCCACUGACAAAUGCACCGUCUCCAAAAAAUCUUACGGAACUACGUUCACUAGUGGGUGCUCUUCAGUACUAUUCCCGUUUUAUUCCUAAUUUUUCUUGUCGUGCAAAUUGUUUAUUUAAUAUUUUGACAUCCAAUUCAUUCAAAUGGGGUGAGGAACAAGAGUCGUGCUUACGUAGUCUACUAAAGUUUCUUCAAAGUGAUGCUGUUCUUCGAACUUACUCCCCUAGUGUACAGUCUGUGCUUAUCACUGAUGCAUCACCUGUGGGUAUUGGUGCAGUUUUGGAACAGGAAGGUAGACCAGUUAUUUGUGUUUCACGCAAACUUACUGUUACUGAACAAGGCUAUUCACAGACUCAGCGAGAGGCAUUAGCUGUGUUUUGGGCUGUUAAAAGACUUCAUAAAUAUUUAUUCGGAAAGAAAUUUACUAUUGUUACUGAUCAUGAGGCUUUGCAGUUUAUUUAUCAUCCUGAAAAAUCCUUAGCACGUGCCUCAGCUGCUAUGGUUCAACGAUGGAGUAUUGCUUUGAGUGCCUACGACUAUACGGUUCAGCACAGGAGUGCCAAACAAAUUCAACAUGUUGACUACAUUUCUCGACAGUCAUUACAAGAUAAACCUGUUAAUACUUCAGACUGUUUGUUGGUGCAACCUUUACCAGUGAAACGUCCAGAUCUCAUUAGAGAAACUCGUAGAAACUUUGGAUGUAUAAUUCAUGCUAUACGGAAAGGUUGGAAUGCUAAUCUGAAACGCAGAUUCCCUAUCUAUUUUUCAAAGCGAGAUGAGCUAUCCACUACUCCUGAUGGUAUUUUGUGCUUAAAUGAUCGGGUUGUUAUUCCUCCCUCAUUGCGUAAAGCUGUCCUGGAAGAUCUUCAUAGUGGACAUUUAGGUGUUGAGAAAAUGAAGUCCUUGGCGAGGCUUACGUGUUGGUGGCCAGAGAUAAAUGCAGAUAUUUGUCGUACAGCAAACAAUUGUGUAAAGUGUCAUAAGCUGAAAAAUCAGCAUUCGAAGUGGACUCCAUGGCCAGUAUCGUCGGAAGCCUGGCAGAGAAUUCAUGCAGACUAUUGUGGCCCGUUUCUUGGCAAAUACUAUGCACUUGUAGUCAUUGAUUCUUUUUCAAAGUGGCCUGAAGUUUUUUUCACAACUUCACCAAAUUCUGACUUCACAAUUCAAGCAUUAAGAAAGGUGUUUAGUCGAGAAGGGGUUCCAAUGGUGUUAGUGACUGAUAACGGCUCUCAUUUUGCUGCAGAUGCAGUUACUACCUGGUUAAAUGGUAUAGGGUGCAAACAUCUGUUUACUGCUCCCAGACAUCCUUGUUCUAAUGGUCAGGCAGAAAAUUUUGUCAGGACGUUGAAAACUGCUAUUGAUUCUAUUGCCGCCUCAACAUUUAAUGAGCUGGAGAGGGGAGUAGAUACCUUUCUACUGCAAUAUAGAAAUGCCAGACAUUCAGUGACGAAAGAGACUCCAUCAAAACUAUUAAAAGGAAGAAUUCUUCGGUCGAAUAUGAGAUGUUUGGAGUCUGCAGAAGUUACAUAUUAUCGUGGCAAUGAUCUUCGACCAUCCACGGGGAUCGUUCUGAAGAAUGUCGGGAAAUCUAUGGUGCGACUUCUAGAUAUCAAUGACUUAAGUACACACAAUCGACAUGUUGAUCAAAUACAAUUCCAAGAACCAGGUGAGUCUGUUCCAACUUCGGUUGUUAAUUCUAAUACUAAUGAGAGCAUUCUAGAUAAUACAGAGCCUUUAUCCAAUACACUGUCGGACAGAUACAGGAUGAAUUUGAGAAGAAGACGUACGAUUGAUUACAGACAUAUACAUUCCAAUUUAAGCUGUGGCGGAUGUGGUGUUUGAAUGAA
This is a messenger RNA of Schistosoma turkestanicum, 3675 nucleotides long. The record is from the annotation of a GenBank genome assembly. NCBI's taxonomy places the organism in Eukaryota, Metazoa, Platyhelminthes, Trematoda, Strigeidida, Schistosomatidae.